UGUGACGUAGACAGAUUGUAAACUCAAAACUACAGCAGAGUCGGGCGCUGUUAUUGUUCUGUUUGAAGAGUUUGCGGGGUGGACACCGCUUUGUUUUUAUGUCAGGGCCGUAGACUACCACUAGCAGGAUAGUGUCACUCCAACAGAAACACCUGCAUGCUUGAACCGAGCUGUAUUUUAAUAAAACCGGACCACAUUCAUCCUGGUAGUGGUGAGCUAACAAGUUGGAAGUUGAGCGGCUGAUGGAUACGCGGGUUUCAGAGUUAUUUGGCUCGGGAAAUGGACACGGCUCGGCAUCUCAAGGUGUUGCGUCCAGCGCCAAGCCGAGAAGUGGACACGGGGUGACCCCGAAAAAAGCGGGCGCAAAGAGCAACAAGAAAUCUAAGGCUCGCUUCUCCCGCAACUUUAAGCCAAACAAUAACACCCCGUAUCUACCUCCAGAGGCUGAAGAGGGAAAUAUAGAGUACAAGCUGAAGCUGGUGAAUCCCACGCAAUACCGGUUUGAGCACCUAGCAACGCAAAUGAAAUGGCGACUCCAGGAGGGUCGGGGUGAAGCUGUCUAUCAAAUAGGUGUUGAAGAUAAUGGUAUGCUGGUGGGAUUAUCAGAGGAAGAUAUGAGGGCAUCGCUGAAGACACUCCAUAGACUGGCAGAGAAAGUUGGGGCUGACAUAACUGUUCUACGAGAGCGAGAGGUGGAUUAUGAUGCGGAUGUGCAUCGCAAGAUCGCUGAAGUGCUUAUUCGCAAGGUGCCAGAUGACCAGCAGUUCUUAGACCUACGAGUCGCAGUACUGGGAAAUGUGGAUUCCGGGAAAUCCACUUUGUUGGGUGUCUUGACACAGGGAGAGCUGGACAAUGGACGAGGAAGAGCGAGGCUCAACCUGUUUAGGCAUCUCCAUGAGAUCCAGACUGGUCGCACUUCGAGCAUUAGCUUUGAAAUUCUUGGCUUCAACAGUAAAGGAGAGGUUGUGAAUUACAGUGAGUCUCGUACAGCAGAGGAGAUUUGUGAGAGUGCCUCUAAAAUGAUCACAUUCAUCGAUCUGGCCGGUCACCACAAGUACCUAAAAACCACCAUCUUUGGUCUCACCAGCUACUGUCCGGAUUUCGCUAUGCUGAUCGUCAGCGCAAAUACGGGCAUUGCUGGUACAACACGCGAGCAUCUUGGUCUUGCCAUGGCCCUGAAGGUGCCAAUCUUCAUUGUCAUCAGCAAAGUGGACCUGUGCACGCGGGCCACCGUGGAGCGCACAGUGCGGCAGCUGGAGCGCGUGUUGAAGCAGCCCGGCUGCAACAAGGUGCCCAUGGUUGUGGGCAGUACAGAUGAUGCGGUCACAGCAGCACAACAGUUUGCCCAGUCGCCCAACAUCACUCCCAUCUUCACUGUGUCCAGUGUGUCGGGUGAAAGUCUAGACUUACUCAAGGUUUUCUUCAACAUCAUUCCUCCUCUCAGCAACAGCAAGGAACAGGAGGAGCUCAUGCAGCAGCUAACUGAGUUUCAGGUGGAUGAGAUCUACACAGUGCCAGAGGUGGGGACUGUGGUGGGAGGUACUCUGUACAGUGGCAUUUGUCGUGAGGGAGAUCAGCUUGUAGUAGGGCCCACAGACUCAGGACACUUCCACAAGCUGACCGUCGGGAGCAUUCAGAGGAAUCGCUCGGGAUGCCGAGUGCUCAGGGCUGGACAGGCUGCCACACUUGCCUUGGGUAACUUUGACCGGUCUCUCCUACGGAAGGGCAUGGUCAUGGUGAGUCCAGAGAUGGAUCCGACUAUUUGCUGGAUGUUCGAGGCUGAGAUAGUGCUGCUCUUCCACGCAAAGACGUUCCACAAAGGCUUCCAAGUUACUGUGCACAUUGGCAACGUGAGACAGACGGCCACUGUGGAGGCCGUCUAUGGGAAGGAGGAGCUGAGGACAGGGGAGAAAGCAGGCGUUCUCUUCAAGUUCAUCAAGCACCCAGAGUACCUGAAGGUGGGUGCUAAGGUUCUCUUCAGAGAGGGUGUGACCAAAGGAAUCGGCCACGUCACCAAGUUGAAGCCCAUUGCCCAGUACCUGCCAUCCCAAAGUGAAGACGAGGAAGCCUAAAUGUUUAAACCGUCCCCUUUGUCAAAAAGGUGCUUUAUAAUCUCCUGCUUUCUCCAAAGGCCUCUCUUCUACAAUCCUUACACAGUUAAUCCCUUUUAGAAAAUGCUAUUUUAUCACACACUCUUUUCACACUGAAGCCUUGUUGUUACCAACUUCCUCAAUACCUGCUGAUGAUUGAAUUUGUUUUUUUGUGUUGUGGUUUAACAAGUUUUGCUUUUCAUAGCACUAACAGGAACAAGCGCUGUCAACCGAAGCGAUCAGUAAGUGUGCUGCUCACAGUUUACACCUAAUCGCACUCCUAACACACUUCAACAAGGUUUUGACAUUUAGAUACAUCCUUAUUCACCAGUAUCAUAGUUAUCCUUUUCCCAGAGCAGCUUGUCAAUGUUACCAGCACAGUGCCUGACUGAGGAGGAUGAGCCUCAGAUCUCACUCUAUUCAGAUGGUCUUACAUCAUAAUGUUUUCUUACCAGUGAACCAUGAGAUAAUAGUACAAGCAAUGACAUCCACCUUUGCUUCUCAGACACAGCCUGUGUGCUGUCCUGAAGCCAAAUCGUGUCGCUUCAGGCUUUUACUAACAAGGUCACUUUAUGAAGGUAAACGCGAGGUAUGCAAAGUUAGAACUUGAAGUGUGUCCAUGUUGUGAUUGUCACGUUUCUCUGUGGGAUUUAUGCUUUUAUUCACAAAGAAUGCCUCACAACGGUGCAAUAACACAGAGAUGAUCUUGCUGCCUAUGUUUCAAGUGCUUUAGUUACUCAGGUCGGAGUAGAUGUAUUAUUAGUCAGCAUUCCACUCUCACAGCAGGCCUCCAAGUGGAGGUUUCUGCAGGCUUGGAGGAGAAAAAGAUUAGUGUUUCUUCCAAAGAGAUGUAAAGUAUGUGAAGCUGUUUCCUUAUACAGCUUUGUUUAUAGGUGAUCGUGUCUGAGGUACUUGAUGUCGUCUCCUCACGGAAGUUACUGAUGUCACUAACUUUGAUAGGGUUUUAUAUAGUGCCUAAUGGAAUUAGAGUUGUGUUCAUUACACCCCAAAAUUUAACAUCUGGAUAAAAGGUUGGUGCUACUUACUAGAAAUAUUUUAACAGAAGGCGACUUUGAAGAUGAAUGUUAAUACUCUGUUCAAGGCUGCUGUUGGCCUUAUGUAUGGUUACUGCAUGUUUGAUAUGAUUUCUAUAUAGAUUGUUGUCCCACGGUCUAUGACACAAAGGACACCUCAGAUGUGAGCCCGUUUUUGUUGCACCCACGUUGUUGUUGUCGUUGUUGUGCAGUUUAUGUGUGCUGAAGCACAGGAAAGCUCAUGCCUUUCAACCAAAAUAUUUUUUUAGACUUUUUGAAGAUUUAUAUCAGGCAUUAGUUCUUAAGCAUCUGAGAAGGAUUUUAUAGAUUUCUAGUAGUUUCAGAUUUUAAAGUUUAUUCACUUUUUCACUCUCUUAAAACACACCCUAAAUUUUCUGCAGUCACAUUUAGUCCCGUUUUCCUUUUAAUUAAAACUUUUUUGAUCAUUGUUUGGGUGAAAUGCAAUAUUUAUGAAAAGAUCCAAGUAUGUGUAUUAUGUACAUGAAUAAACUUUUAUUGUCUCUCA
Molecule: messenger RNA, 3650 nt
Organism: Betta splendens (Siamese fighting fish)
Lineage: Eukaryota; Metazoa; Chordata; Actinopteri; Anabantiformes; Osphronemidae
Gene: gtpbp2a
Product: GTP binding protein 2a
Exons: 12
Coding region: 243-2072 (609 amino acids)
Biological process (GO): translational elongation
Molecular function (GO): GTP binding; translation elongation factor activity; GTPase activity
Source: RefSeq, a predicted model, not a curated record